AGAUAUUUAUUGAUUUAACAGAGUCUCAGGAUGUUUAACUGGGUGGUGAAGGUCGUGCCACAUCCUCCUGACACACAGGAGGAUCUGGGGGAGGAGGCGAUCACGGCGAAUGGGAAAACAUCAAAUCGAGAUAAGUUCAGUUCAUCCAAAACAGGCAGUAAGGAAGACCAGUCAUCUCAAACAUCAAAAGAUAGUGUUCAGAAUGCUAUGUUGAACUGGAUCUCCAAUGGUUUUGCCAGCGCACUGCCUCUGCCCGGGAGUCCACUUCUUACGAGAGCCAACUCUGAUGCAAAAGAUGAAGGGUCUGUAGACAGGGCUGGAGUUAUUGGCUGGAUCACACAGGGAAUUGGAGAAGUGGUCCCGCAGCCGGAUGAGAAAUACAUACAGGACAAGAGUCCAGAAUCUGAAGAAGUCACAGAGGUUUAUGAGGCAAAGGACCUCCCAGAUCAAGAGGCUUUACCACAUAUACCAGUAGUAGAACUGAUGUCAGAAGACGAGGCAUCUGAAGUGGAACCAACCGCUCAGUUCCCUCCUAAUGUAAUGAGCUGGAUAAAGAGCGGCUUCCAGAACGCUGUUCCGCACCAUGUGACCAGAUCCCCAAGUUCCACUUCUUCCACGCCAAGGUCAUCACAGUGCUCAAACAAAGGUAUUGUUCAAAUUGUACGAUACAUAAUCUUAUGCUACAUUUUCAAGCAUUGUAACUGUUUAGCUUCAUGUUUGGAUUGGUUCAGUUUAUUCACCUCCUCCAGAGUCAGAAACCAGCGUGACAGAGAUCGAUUCAAAAACUCCAAGGUGAGUCACGUCAAAUUUGAUGAACUCUUUUGCAAAACUGGCAUGGAUGUCCACUUGAUGUUCCCUCUUGUUUCCAGUAUGAUCGGUUGGAUUGUUCAGGGUCUGGGUCUUUCAAUGCCACAACCAGUGCUUAAAAACAAACAAGGCAGUGUUCUGUCAGCUCCUACAGACCUCAUUCUUGAAGAGGUUGACUCUGAAGAUGAGGCUCAAGAAAAGGAAUCAUGUCCAACCGCGAACUCACCGCCAAAUUCACAACCUCAGUCCCAACCACAAACACCCUGGUCACCAGAACAAACUCUUCCACUGAGUGCCACCACACCCUCACAAGCACACAUAGAACUGGAGGACGCAGAGUCCCAAACUGCACGGUGGACACCUAUGAUUGAGAGCAUCAGGAGAGAGGCAGAGGACACCGCUAUAUUAAUUAUGGACGAACGGAAGAACCAGAGCCUAAAUCUGAAUCUGAACCUGAGCCUGAGGAGCUUCAUGAGAAGGAGGAUCCCAGGAACUCCAGUGAACCUGAAGAAGAACCUGAGCCGAUCACCCAGCAACCUCAGUCCAUUACCAGCACCUCUUUUUCACGAACUGAUUCACCGCUCUGUCCUAGACCUGCCCAAUGUGCCCUCUUACCCCCGUCUUCCACCCAUCACCCCUUCCAAGCAGUUGUCAGGCGUCUCCAACCCUGUCUUCCACAUUGAGGAUGACCCCACCUCUGCUAGACCCUCAGUGAGCUCCAGACUGAGGGUGCACCCAGCCGUGAAUGUGGAAGAUGUCGACUCCGACCGAGGCAAAAUAAGAAGAUCUCAUCCCAUACCACCAAUAAUAAACCCACAGGACCCCAACCUCAAAACCCUCACUGUCCCUGGUGCCCGUAAAGCUAAUCGGACAAGAGAGAGAAAACCACAGACAGUUUGGACCAAGAUCAAGAGACUUUACUCACAAGAUGAUGAGGAAAAGGAGAAGUUAGAAACUGCAGUCCAAGUCUUGCGAAACCAGAGUACCAUCUCAAGUGCAGAUGAUGGGCUAAAUCAACGAGCAUCCUCUUCAGCCAGCCAAACUGGUACUGUAGUAAAUGAGAGGUUACAGGAGCUGGUCAAGCUGUUCAAAGAGAGAACAGAGCGAGUUAAAGAGAAGCUGACUGAUCCAGAUAACUCUGAUGAUGAAACACCACCCGACUCCCCAGCUAAGCAAGCUCCAGCUCCUCCUCCUGAACCUCCUGCAGAGCAGACAACAGAGCAGGAGGAAUCUGAAGCCCCUGGUGAGAAAGAAGAGGAGAAAACAAAGCUCCUGUGGUGUAAAGUGAAACCUCAAUCCAGGACUAGUCGGCUUCUGCAGUACCGUUUUCCAUCCAGUAUCGACCCCUUCACUAAUCUGAUCUACGUACUUUGGCUGUUUUGCGUGUCUUUGGCGUUUAACUGGAACGCGUGGAUGAUUCCUGUGCGUUGGGCAUUUCCAUAUCAAACACCAGAUAACAUCCAUGUGUGGCUGUUGAUUGAUUACUUAUGUGAUGCCAUCUAUAUACUGGACAUCCUGACCUUUCAACCCAGACUGCAGUUUGUGCUUCAUGGAGACAUUGUGACCAGCAAGAAAGAGAUGAGAAAUAAUUACAUCAAAGCUGUACGAUUCAAGCUGGAUGUGGUCAGUCUGCUUCCUCUGGAGCUUUUUUACUUCAAAACAGGGAUUAAUCCACUUCUCCGCUUGCCCAGGAUCCUGAAGUUUAUGUCUUUCUUUGAGUUUAACAAGCGUCUGGAAUCUAUACUGACCAACGCUUACGUUUACAGAGUUAUUCGAACCACCACCUACCUACUUUAUGCUGUCCACUGCAAUGCCUGUCUGUACUACUGGGGCUCUUCAUUUGAAGGUCUGGGUUUCUCAGAAUGGACCUAUGAUGGGAAAGGCAAUAAUUAUUUUCGCUGCUACUACUUUGCUGUGAAGACUUUGCUUACCAUUGGUGGCCUGCCAGAACCCACAACACUUUUUGAGAUUGUGUUUCAGCUCAUCAAUUACUUUAUUGGAGUGUUUGUGUUCUCCAUCAUGAUUGGUCAGAUGAGAGAUGUUGUUGGUGCAGCGACUGCGGCUCAGACAAACUAUCGUGCCUGUGUGGAUAACACAGUGAAGUACAUGGCUUCCUACCGCAUCCCUAAAGAUGUGCAGAACAGAGUGAAAACCUGGUACAGCUACACCUGGCAGUCCCAAGGCAUGCUGGAUGAACAAGAACUACUGGAUCAACUACCUGACAAGAUGAGGCUGGAUAUAGCAGUGGACGUCAGCUACAACAUUAUUAGUAAAGUGCCACUCUUCCAGGGCUGUGAUAGACAGAUGAUCUUUGACAUGCUGAAGAGUCUCAAAUCAGUGGUGUACCUUCCAGGAGACUAUGUCUGCAAGAAGGAUGAAGUGGGCCGUGAGAUGUACAUCAUAAAGGCAGGGGAAGUCCAGGUAGUCGGUGGCCCUGAUGGAAAGACAGUUUUUGUGACCCUGAAAGCAGGAGCUGUGUUUGGAGAGGUCAGCUUGCUUGCUGUGGGCGGAGGAAACCGGCGGACAGCUAAUGUCGUAGCAUGUGGUUUUGCUAACCUUCUAAUCUUGACCAAAAGGGACCUGAAUGAAAUCAUGGUGCACUAUCCACAGUCCCAGAAACUGCUGUGCAAGAAAGCAAGGAAAAUGUUGAUGAAGGAUAAAAAGCCUGCUGAGAAGAAAGAGGAAGAAAAGGAGCCCAUCCCGAUCAUUCCUCCUCCUGCCGAGACGCCCAAACUGUUAAAAGCAGCGCUAGAGCUGACAGAGAAAUCCGGAAUUGAAGGGACAUGGUCCAAACUUAAGGGUAGGACCAACAGAUCGAGUGUCUCCUCGCAGCACUCCUUCUCUUCUUCUGCGGCACCUGACUCACCAGUCCAUGAACCGCACUCAGAUCAAGACGCAGAUACUCUGUCUCAGAUAUCAGACAGCUCACUACAGAUCCCCACGACCCCCACCAGCGCUGGAGACGGGAAUGUAUUUGCUGAAGAGGGUUCGGUGGAGGAGGAAACUAAAUAGCAAAGAAGGAAUCUAGUGGCAAAUAAAGCAGCCAUGAAAUAACCCAGACAUCUGAGACCAUCAAAAUAAUUUGCAGGAUACUAUUGUGCUCAGUGUUUUGCUUCUGAAACGGGUCAUGAGGUCAGGUACAGUCAGUGAACUCAGGAAUGCACAAAACUGUCUUCUCGUUUAGUUUUCUCAUUCAUAAUAUAUACUAAUGAUACAAUAAUAAGCAGAAUAUAACUUCUGAUACAUCAAUAAGCUAACAUACUAGCAUAAACCAUGAGGUCGACCCAGGAUGUCCGGUUGCUUUUAGCUUUGGUCUUUGGUUUGAUAAGUGCCUUAAUAAACCCUAAACUUUGCACUGUACACACCCUCAGUGCUCACUGCUAUAUGACCGCAUAUAUUUUUAGCAUUAUGUAGCAUUUAUUGCCAGUUUUAUGCCAGUGUCCUGAGGAUUCACUUAAUAACACAAUGAUUUUCAGCUGUUUGGCCUGUUUGAAGCAGAGUAGGUCUAAACUUAAGAUGUUAUAUUAAUAUGAUAUGCACAAAUACUUUGUAACAUUUUCUGUGAAUAAACUGCAUCUUUUGGAAUUAUUGUUAUUCCUUCAGGUUGGUUAGUUUCUCUGUGCAACAUCUGUCUGCUGUGCUGAAGACAAUGGUUUCAAAAUGUGAAAUACAAGUGAUUUUAUUCUUUUGUUCAUGAUGUCCAGAUGUAGCGGAAAAAGCUUUUUUUGUUGUCGUUUUUUUUUUCACAAUGUGGAAAGAUUUCGCCGACAUUAACGAAACAAAAUCAAAUAGUUAACAGCUUUUCAGAACCAAGAAUAGAUGGGCAGAAGGUUUGUAAAUUUAAAUUGCCUUUUUUAUGUAAACUCUCUUUGAUUAGUUGUUUUUAAUCGUUUUCUUGUUUUUAUAGCUUCCUUGAUACAGAAGUGUGCAUCAAAGACUGGGAAUUUAGUUGUUCUUAUUGGACAAUCACAUGUAAAUGGCAUAUAUACUUUUGAGCUAGCAGCUAGACAUGGCAUUUUGUACAAGCUUUAUGAGUAUGUGAAAAUGUUAAUUGCUGAUACUGUUAAUUAUUUAUGUUAUAUUGCUGUUGCAGAAUGUUAAAUAUGUGUUUAGUUCAUUCUUAGUAGCUGAAAUGUUUUAUGGGCUGAGAGACUCAACUGUAAAUAAUUCAGAUAACUGUAAAUAAUAAUAGUACUCCAAGUCAAUGUUGAGUGAGUUGAAAUGACUUGGCUAGCGUGAAAUUGUGUCACAGAAUUAAAAUAAACGAUUGUAUGUCUGUCUGUUUA
Molecule: messenger RNA, 5093 nt
Organism: Carassius gibelio (silver crucian carp)
Lineage: Eukaryota; Metazoa; Chordata; Actinopteri; Cypriniformes; Cyprinidae
Product: cyclic nucleotide-gated cation channel beta-1
Exons: 30
Coding region: 31-3819 (1262 amino acids)
Biological process (GO): retina homeostasis; monoatomic cation transmembrane transport
Cellular component (GO): intracellular cyclic nucleotide activated cation channel complex; photoreceptor outer segment; plasma membrane
Molecular function (GO): protein-containing complex binding; intracellularly cGMP-activated cation channel activity; intracellularly cAMP-activated cation channel activity
Source: RefSeq, a predicted model, not a curated record